UCCCCCCACCUGGAUGCUGAGUGCUCCUCUCCGCCACCUGGCUGUGGCCCGGCCCGCUGCUGCCCCCGCCGCCGCGAACCUGCCGCCGGCAGCAUGCGCACUGCCCCCGGGAUCCCUAAAUGGGACAAUUCUGCCCGUGACGUCAGCGCCCAGCCGUCUCCACAGAAACUUUUGUCCCGUUGACCAAUCAGCGAGCUGGGAGAGGGCCGGGGAGGUGGGGUGGGAGGAGAGGGGAGUGAGAGGGGUGGGGUGAGGAGAGAGGCGAGAGGGUGAGUGUGGAGCUGCUCGCGCUCUGCCCGGGCUGUCAGUCCCGGCGCCCGCGCCGCCAGACCUUCCCGGGGACGCGCGCGCCCCGCACCCCUCUCCCCGCGCCCCGCUCCCACACGCACGCACUCAGGGUGGCCGAGCAGGAGCUGCUGACCGUUUUUGCGAGGGCCGGACCGGCUGCGGUGCAGUGGGUACAAGCACAGCGUCCCCAUUCGGGGCUUUCGUUUUGGACCAGACGACCGGGGGCGAAGGUGGGCACCGGCCAGGCCGCCCGCUUGGCGGAGCCGCCUCCCGGGACGAGCGCGGGCCUCCGCCGAGAGUGGAAGAAAGAGGAGCGGCCGCGAUCGCCGGGCGCGGAGGAUGGGAACUGCCCUCUUCCCGUAGCAGACGGUGGGGAUCCUGGAUGGAGGCGCCGCCGACUGCCUUUGCCGGAGAAAACCGUCCCCGGGAACUCCUCUGUGGCCACUCGGAGCGGUGCAGGGGUGUCCAUGACGUGGCAGAGGGAAAACAGACGCCCGACACCUCCCGUGUGAGCUGCAAACUGUAGCCAAGCAGGGGAAAAUGGUUUCUCGAUAUCUUUCCAUCUCGUGCCACGGGUGUUAAGCAUCUGUGUCAGAAACGUCCUUCGAUGGAUGCCCGUGCCCAGCUCGGCAGGAGCCAGAGGCGUCCUGUCUGAGGACCCGGCGCCCUCGGGGGGCCCUGCCUCCACCCAGCGGCCUGCCUGCGUCCUCCCGCAGCCCCCAUAGCGAGACCUGCUAGGGGCGCCCCUCUCCCUGCCUCCUGUGGGAGUAGGGCCCCAGCUCCGUGAACGCUUUGGCUCAUCCUGGGACCUAACUCCUGGAACCUACCUGGGGGGCAGGCAUUUAGCCUAAAUGCCUCUGAAGAAAAGGUCUUUUAAGCCGUUUCAAAAAUACCUUUUAGAAAUGUCCUGUGUAGCAGGAUUUGAUAGGCUGAACAACAUGACAGGUAAGAACUUUCUCUCCCUCUAGUCUAGUCUCUCAACGCCCCACGCAGGGGAGGCCGAGGCCGAGGCGGACAGGACCCUGGAGAAAGGGAAGCCGGGGCCGGGGUCUCCGAGCUCCGAGGCGCUAGGCCGGGCGGCCGUUCUCCGGGGAGGCGCAGCCCUCGCUCCGGUCCGCGGGGCCCACGGCCGGGAAGCGUCAGGGGCGCACGCGGGAGGCGGCGCCGCGCUCACCUGCCCGCCCAGGACACAGCCCGGGGCGAGGCGAGGAGGACCCACCUGAAGUAAACAUCGGGAUUUGUCAUCAACCAAGGAAUGAGAUUUUAAUUAUUCAAAACCCAGCUCCUCUGGCUCCGCGCGGGUGGGAUGGUCCUGGUCACACAAUUUUAGAUCCAUCGCGGAGGAGGAGGCGGCGCCCGCGCAUCGCGGCGACUGCGAACGGACCGGAGACUUGGCCGCACCGGGCAUUGACUGCGGGUGCCCGACCGGACCCUCCUCCCUUCCCCAGCCCUCCCCCCACCCGCGACGGGCUCCGGCGGCGGCCCGGACCGCGGGCCCCUGCAUCGUGGCGGGGGCCGCCUUCAUGAGCCCGGGGUGAACAGGUGCGAAGCGCGCGGGGAGCAUGGAGAGCGAGCGCGACAUGUACCGCCAGUUCCAGGACUGGUGCCUCCGGACUUACGGGGACUCGGGCAAGACCAAGACGGUGACCCGUAAGAAAUACGAGCGGAUCGUGCAGCUCCUCCACGGCUCCGAGUCCAGCUCCACGGACAACGCGAAAUUUAAAUUCUGGGUGAAGUCCAAGGGCUUCCAGCUGGGCCAGCCCGAGGAGGCGCGCGCUGGCGGCGCCAAGCCAGUGCUCUACGUGCCGGUCAAGACCACGGAUGGCGUAGGGGUGGACGAGAAGCUGUCCCUGCGGCGGGUGGCCGUGGUCGAAGAUUUCUUCGACAUCAUCUACUCCAUGCACGUGGAGACAGGGCCAAAUGGAGAACAAAUUCGGAAGCACGCUGGGCAGAAGAGAACUUACAAAGCGAUUUCAGAGAGCUAUGCCUUCCUACCCAGAGAGGCGGUGACGCGGUUCCUCAUGAGCUGCUCCGAGUGCCAGAAAAGAAUGCACUUAAACCCCGACGGAAGCGAUCACAAAGAUCAUGGGAAGCCUCCCUCUUUGGUGACCAGCAUGAUUGACUACAACAUGCCCAUCACCAUGGCCUACAUGAAGCACAUGAAACUGCAGCUGCUCAGCUCCCAGCAAGACGAGGAUGAGAGCUCAAUAGAAAGUGACGAAUUUGAUAUGAGCGAUUCCACGCGGAUGUCGGCUGUGAACUCUGAUCUCAGCUCCAAUCUUGAGGAAAGAGUGCAGAGUCCCCAGGCUCUUCAAGGCCAGCAAGACGAUGAUUCCGCUGCAGAGAGCUUUAAUGGCAAUGAGACUGUGGGGCAAAGUUCAACUGCUUCAGGGGGAACACACAGCAGGGAGAUGGGCGACUCCAAUGAGGAUGGCAAAACUGGGCUGGAGCAGGACCAGCAGCCACUGAACCUGAGCGACAGCCCCCUCUCAGCACAGCUCACUUCGGAAUACAGACUAGACGACCCCAGCAGUGAUGGGAAAAACAAGUACAAGCCUCUGCUAAUUUCUGACCUCAAGAUGGAACGGGAGGCGAGAGAAAAUGGAAGCAAGUCCCCUGCACACAGCUACUCCAGCUACGACUCCAGCAAACACGAGGGCGGAGAGCGAGGGGCCGAGGACCUGUCCCUGCACAGGGGGGACGAGGAUGAUGAGGACCACGAGGACCACGACGACGCCGAGAAGGUGGCCGAGACGGACGGCGUGGAGGCCGAGCGGCUGAAGGCUUUCAACAUGUUUGUCAGGCUGUUUGUAGAUGAAAACUUGGACCGAAUGGUCCCAAUCUCUAAGCAGCCCAAAGAAAAGAUCCAGGCUAUCAUUGACUCAUGCAGGCGACAAUUCCCUGAGUACCAAGAGCGUGCCAGAAAGCGCAUCCGUACUUACCUCAAGUCCUGCAGGCGGAUGAAAAGAAGUGGUUUUGAGAUGUCGCGACCUAUCCCUUCCCACCUUACCUCAGCAGUUGCAGAGAGCAUCCUGGCCUCGGCCUGUGAGAGCGAGAGCAGAAAUGCUGCCAAGAGGAUGCGCCUGGAGAAGCAGCAGGACAAGUCCGCGCCAGCCGACAAGCAGAGCAAACCGGAGGCGGCCCCGGCCACGCACGCGGCCUCCGCGGUGUCAGGCUCCCAGGAGGUGCUGUACAUCAACGGCAACGGGACCUACAGUUACCAUAGUUACCGAGGCCUCGGAGGGGGGCUGCUGAGCCUGAGUGACGCCUCCAGUAGCGGGCCCACGGAUCUCAGCAUGAAGAGGCAGCUGGCGCCCAGCUCGGGGUCCUCCAGCAGCUCCAGCUCCAGGCCCCAGCUGAGUCCCACCGAGAUCAACGCCGUGAGGCAGCUGGUGGCCGGGUACCGAGAAUCGGCUGCGUUUUUACUGCGUUCCGCGGAUGAACUGGAAAAUCUCAUUUUACAGCAGAACUGACUCAGAAGGCGAUCCUCGUCACCGAGGUCUCCGUUUGCACUGACGACAUUCUGACUUCCCAGCAGAGAGGGCCCGCCUGCACAGUCUGAAGGGAAACACUUCCGUUCUGCCAUGUUGCCCUGGGUCCAUAGUGUGAUGCAUUCAGGUGCUUCACAGGAACUCUGGCCUCUGAAGUACUUGAGAUGCUGUGUGUCCGGCCUGCUGCUUUUUGUUUUCGUGUCAGCAUAACUGUCUGGGCCCAAAAAAAAAAAAAAAAAAAAAAAAAAAGGCUGUAGACUCCUACUUCAAGGAUAAAAUGGAAGAGGCUUGUGGUAUAAAGAAUAGCUCCAGAUCCAACUGAGAUAUUAGUGGGAUUUGCUACUGACUCAUUGGACUGAAAGCUGCAGGAUCUGGCAAAAAAGAAAACAAAGCCAAAAUUUCUUGUUCCAGGUUAUAACAAUGAAAAGGAUCUUGUAUUUUAAAAAAAUAUAUAUAUAUGUAAUUUUUAUAAAAAGGAAACUUGUUUUUCAUUCAAAAUGGUCAUUUUCACUUUGUUAACUUUUUCAUAGGUCCUAAAAGAAAACUGUUUUGAGAAACUACUGUAAGUACCUUUUCCACAUCCCUUUGCCUUCCCCUCUUUCCCAAUUCUUUCUACAAAAAUAACACUUGAUGCUGGAAAAAAACACACACACCCUGGCUUAUGUCCUUUACAUCGUCAUAUCAGGAAGUUCUUCCAGGAGAAGCCUGCACUCACGCUGACCCCAAGCAGCACUGCAGCCUUGCCGUAGAGGCUUUCAUCACCGUUUAAUAUUUCAAAAGACAUAUCGUUGCGGGGGGCGGGGGGCGGGUCACACCUUGGUUUCCUGCAGCUCACCCCCGCAUAGCCGCUGCUCUGUCUGACGGGCAUCCCUCCAGCAGCACCCGGAUGUAGAUGUCAAUGUUAGGAGGUUGCAAGUGACAAUCUGAAAAUUUGCACUCGUGUGUAGUUUAAUUUUCAUUUCUCCAUUUCAGACAUCGUUUCCAAAAGGACCACUGCCUCUCCUGAUAUGACAUGUAUGAUUUACAGUCCUGGGUCAACAUGAUGUAAGGGACGCUCGGUGGCUGCAGCGGCAACUUAAAUGACUGGCCCCUCCUCGGCCCUUCUUUCUGAUUCUGUCGCGCUGGGUACACGUGAAGGGAGUUUUCUUUGUGCACUGAGGCGAGCCUGUUUUUAAGCGAUGUAGGGAGUACAUCAGUUAAUGCUUCCCGUACAGUUCUUCUGUUGUUUAGCUUUGGUUGGAUUAAAAGUUCUUUGCGCAUUCCUGAACUUUGCCUUAUUUUAUGUAAAAUUUAUGUCCUUCAGUUUUUGAUACGUUUAGGCAUCAGUGAAAUUUCUUACCUACUUGUUAUAGUUUUUCAAGUAAUGACUGUGAUUGUGACCAAGUAAUGUGCACUUUUUCUUGUAACUGUGGACAUUGCUAUGCUUUUUUCUUCUAGUGUUUCUAGAACGACUGUUCCUUACAAGUUAUGUAAACAAAAAACAAAAACAAAAAAUUUUGUGAUACUGUUGGUGAACAUAAUGUGAAAAAUCUUAUUGAAAUACGAGUAUUUUGGAAAUACAUAGAUGCACAAACAUCUUUUAAGAUGUGGAUUUAGAGUUUGCUUAUUUAAAUGAAAAUUCAAAAAUUGAGGGCUGGUAUAAUUUUGUUUUGUUGGGUUUAAUAAACAGA
This is a messenger RNA of Myotis daubentonii (Daubenton's bat), 5449 nucleotides long. RefSeq names its product nucleolar protein 4 (gene NOL4). The record is from RefSeq and is a predicted model, not a curated record. NCBI's taxonomy places the organism in Eukaryota, Metazoa, Chordata, Mammalia, Chiroptera, Vespertilionidae.